Messenger RNA from Cornus florida, 1263 nucleotides. Its product is annotated as nifU-like protein 1, chloroplastic. The transcript has 3 exons. Gene Ontology annotation, cellular component: mitochondrion. Gene Ontology annotation, molecular function: iron-sulfur cluster binding; iron ion binding. Bases 97 to 756 code for a protein of 219 amino acids. NCBI's taxonomy places the organism in Eukaryota, Viridiplantae, Streptophyta, Magnoliopsida, Cornales, Cornaceae. The record is from RefSeq and is a predicted model, not a curated record. Gene Ontology annotation, biological process: iron-sulfur cluster assembly.
UGGCGCAACGCAAAUCACCCAAUAUUUGCUGGGUUUUCUAAAACCAUCGCAGAUGCCCCCAGAAAUAAGCAGUUGAUCAAUCUUGAAGCCACUACAAUGGCAGCAUCCUUAUUUACUACAACCGCAGCAACUGGGUUUUCUAAAAAUUCAUACCUAUCUUUUCCACCACCACCAUUCUUCCCAACCGAAGCCAAUAAUAUUUCUCCAUCGUUAGUUUCUUUUAAACAAAGAUGCAGAUGCAGAUCCAUCACCACCGUUAAAGCCGCCGCCUCCUCCGCCACCGGUGGACUCUAUUCCUCCAAAAAAUUCGAUCUCACAGCUGACAACGUCCACAUCGUUCUAGACGAUGUUCGCCCUUAUUUGAUCGCCGAUGGUGGAAACGUCGACGUUGUAUCUGUCGAGGACGGUGUCAUCUCUUUGAAAUUGCAAGGAGCAUGUGGGAGUUGUCCUAGCUCAACAACCACAAUGAAGAUGGGGAUCGAACGAGUGCUGAAGGAAAAAUUUGGAGAUGCAGUCAAGGAUAUUCGCCAAGUAGAUGAUGACCAAAAAAGUGAAACAACUAUUGAGGCAGUGAAUGGUCAUCUCGAUAUACUGAGACCAGCCAUUAAGAACUAUGGCGGGAGUGUGGAAGUACUAUCUGUUGAGGGCGAGGAUUGCCUUGUAAAGUAUGUGGGUCCUGACUCCAUUGGAUCAGGAAUCAAAGCAGCAAUCAAGGAGAAAUUCCCAGACAUUGUAAAUGUUGUGUUUACUGGCUAGGUAGAAUAGAACAGAAUGAAGUAUGUAGAUGUGCGUGUGUUUGCUUUUGUUUGCAUUUGUAAUAGAAUAGGAAGUUCAAAAAGUUCAAAUUCUGCUAUUCCAUUUGACAUUUCCUCCACUGAAUCAUGACAAUACUUGGCAAUGUCAAUUGUCAUCACCAUGAGAAUUCCAAAGGGUGUGGUAGACUAACAAGAUUAUCUCUAAUAAGACUGUCACUUUGUGUUUACUCUAGAGUCUAGGCGGUCACCAGGGAGCUGUUUACACUUGUAGACAAGAUUUUAAGAAAAUCUUGAUCUUAUAGAAUUUAAUUUGCUGGCGGUUUGAAAAGUGGGGUAGGUUAACAAGAUUAUCUGUGAGAAAACUGCAGAUUAAACUUUUGUAUCAAUUAGAAUCUAUUUAUUAAAAAAUGAUUGUACCAUAAUAUUGGUAUUUGCUUGAGGCACUGUACUUUAAUCAUCAUUUAUUGAUGACGGAAUGAAGUGUCUCACAUUUUUUUCUGAUAGCUAA